Molecule: messenger RNA, 1008 nt
Organism: Monoraphidium neglectum
Lineage: Eukaryota; Viridiplantae; Chlorophyta; Chlorophyceae; Sphaeropleales; Selenastraceae
Exons: 6
Coding region: 1-1008 (335 amino acids)
Source: RefSeq, a predicted model, not a curated record
AUGGACGAGCCCGGCGCCGACGGCGCCCCGCCGCUGCAGCCGCACCCCAACCCUGUCCGCCAGAUCCACACGUGGUGCAAACGCGCCAAGGCGGAGGCCCCCGAGUUUGAGGUCGUGCGCGUGGCCUGCCCCGACGACCCCCUGAUCCCCGAGACGCCCGGAUUCAUAUGCAACCUGAAGGUCCCGGGGACACUGGAUGAAGACACCGGGGAGAGGAUAGAGGACCUGGAGGUUCAAGGGGAGGGCGCCUCGUACGGCGAGGCCAAGGCCGCGGCCGCCACAGUUGCCGCGGAGCUGCUGUCGCGCACCGCGCUCUGGCGGUCGCGCAUGGUGGACCUGGAGCCUGCCCCCAGCCUGUGGGGGACCGUGGCGCUGGCCCUCAGCGACCAGGGACUGCACAAGGACCUCGAGCUCAGGACCUUCACCCUGCUGAGUCAGCAGUCCCAGCCCGCGUCCUCCUCGACCCCAGAGGCCGCGCGCGCGACGCUGCCCGUGACCCUGCUGACGCACGCCAAGCUGGUGGGGCGGUGGUUCAGGACGCACUGCCAGGCGGCCGCGGGGGACCCCCACUUGAUGCUGGGGGAGCUGAUAAAGCGGAGGGCCGAGGAGGCGGAGGGCAGCGACGACGCACUGCUGGAGGCGGGCCUGGUCCUGGUGGAGGGCGGCCUGUGCGUGCAGCGGCUGGCGGCCUAUUUCCCGCCCUCUGAGCAGUACACCGUGGAGACAGAGGUGUGGGACCCAAACCCCGUGGCCGUUAAGAUUCCCGCAGAUCCAUGCCUUGAGGUGGAGGAGCUGCCCCUGGACCCUGGAGCAGGGGACAUACUGGGACAGAUGGCGCGACUGCUGGGGGCGCCGUCGGUGGGCCGCCUGGUGCUGUGGGGCCGUGUCGGCUGCAAGGCGUCCUGGCUGGCAGGCAGCGAGAGGGAGGCGGCGGCGGCGGCAGGUGGGCGCACGGCCGCGCGCAUCGUGGAUGGGUCCCCCGUGUGCACUGUAGGUGGGCGGCCGUAG